Messenger RNA from Ectocarpus sp. CCAP 1310/34, 2678 nucleotides. The record is from the annotation of a GenBank genome assembly. NCBI's taxonomy places the organism in Eukaryota, Phaeophyceae, Ectocarpales, Ectocarpaceae.
AUGUUUGUGUACCCCCGUGACUACCCACGGAGGCUGGCCAUCAACCCCAACAUCGGGGAGUUCUGGAUGCUGAUCGACGCCCACUGGGUUUCUCGGCUCUUCAGGGAAGACGCGUUGUCCCCCACGGCGGCGGCGGCGCCUCCAUCCGCAGGCUUCAACGCCGCCUUUCGACGGGCGGCCCCGACCAGAGGAGUGCCUCUGCCGGCGGAGAUGUCCAAGUUCAAGGAGGACCUGCAGGCCAUCAGCGACUACAGGGCGAUUCACCCGGUAGUGUGGUACAUCUUUCGCGAGAUCUAUACCACGGAUGGCACCCCGGACAUCUGCAGGUGGAAGCUGGAAGUGUAUGCCGAAGAGGUGGCGGCCAUGAGGAGGACUAGGAUCCUGGGACCGAGUCAGACGAAGGCAAUACAUCAGCUCCGUAGGUUUGCGGCAAGGAUCAAGCGAACGGCACUCGAGGAGAGGGAGGCGAAGGAGAGACAGGCCUCGGAGGAACGGGAGAGGAUCGAAGAAGCGCAACGAAAAAUGACCAGCUACAGGCAUUACCAAGCCUGGCGCUCGUCGAAACGACUGCUCGUCGCCGACGAGGAACACGGUGCUAGCGCCGCAGACCUCUAAGAGACGACGUACCGUACCACCUUGCUGCGAAAAAAGGAGGAAAUACAAUGACCUAAACGCUAGAACGUGCUCCUUGGUCGUGAACUAACUUUUUCGCGCGUUUCCAACACAAACACCGGCAUGUUUCCCCCCCCUCCCGAAGGAAUGAUUUCACCUUAGGCUUCUCCCGUCAUGCUGGCCCCAUAUCGGAGAACCGCUCACUUACGGGCCCUUGCUGACCUGCGACGACGUCGUGGGCAGGGUAUGAACGUUAUCACACACCUUCUUCUGCCGGCCGAGGUUUCAAAAUCACUUGAAGUAUUGACGUUUCUAUGCAUAUGUAAUUUGUCUCUCACCAGUAGUCAAAUGGUGCACGAGUCGAAUGCACAAAGAUGAAUUUCUGAUCGAGGGGCAGUCAUUGUUCGUGCACUGGAGUAUUGUAUGUGCGGUAGGCGUCAUUGACGACAGGCGCCUAGAGGCCUCGAAGUACUUUGUUGACCUUGAGCUUGGUUGGGUCCCGUAGAAGAAAGAGAGGACUGCUGUGAACGUACAUCGUUUUCAAGGCAUGCGAUUUUGUCUUCUUCCUAUGAGUAACUCCCGCCGUGGGGAACCCGCCAAUAAUGGCGCCGAGAGGGAGAGAGCGGUUGGCGUAGCCAUUUGGGUGUCACGUGGUACGGAGGCUGCUACUGAUAUCCCGGGGGAGGCAACCGUGAGCGAUCUUUAUUCUCGAUCAGUUUCGACUCUACUACUGCCGAACCCUGCGCGUCUGUCACAUACCUCCUCCUAUCUGGACAUCCGGGAUGAAACCGGUAACACUGUAUGGCCAUCAUUUCUGUGUAUUUCACGCAGCAAAAUACACCUUGAAUCUUGCUUUGCUAGUUGAAGAGUAUAAAGCAGUGUGCAUUCCAUCGCCUUCUUCGGGUGCAGGACGCUGUACUCAUGUUCAAAUAUUCGUUCGGCGCCAUCGAAGCUAAGCGAAUUAUUAGCGAGUGGAGAAAGCGAUUAAUUCAGAUAAAUUGAGAGUCAUUCAGAUUCACUCAGAUUCAUUCAGGUUCUUUCUUUCGUGGUCGAUGGGUUGUAUCGUAAACCGUAGCCGAAAAUCGCGACUUGAUGUUCAUGUUGUCAGGAAAAUCGUGCGUCGAGACCACCAGUAGUCGGACACGGUUUGACCUUUGCAUACGAUUGCAGCAACUCGUCUGCGUAGCAGUAGAAAAGGAUCCAUCUCUCCUUGGCAUGUAUUCUCUUGUUCUAGAAAUAUUCCGGAAGCAUGCCAGGUCAAGGUUGACCGGGACAUCUUCUACGUAGAACUUGUGUAGCCUCUGGAAGCCUUCUGGAAACUUCUGGUUCCUUCUGUAGCUUCUGAAAGCCUUUCUGGAAACUCCUGGUUCCUUCUGUAAGCUACUGGAAGCGUUCUAGAUCUAGGUUGUAGUUGAUACUCUUCUAGAACGUAGGAGGGCUUCCAGAAAUCAUUCUGGCAGCAUUCUGGAUAUUUCGUGUAAUUGGCUUAUUUGUCCGGUAUUCGAGAAGAGUGGUGCAGCCCUAAGCUCGCCCACUCCUCUCACUCCUCUUCAGUACCAGCAACAUCUGACUCGGGAGUCAACAACUAAUAAAAACAUCUUCAUAUUUCCAUUCCAAGUCUCUCGCGGUUGGAGACGCACAGAUUGUGAACCUCUGAGGUAGGCUACACAGCCUCCUGGCAUCUGCAGUAUCGUAUUGCUGCUAGUGCACAGCGAAAUAUCGCUGACAUAUGUUUCACGUGUGAAUGCAGUAUUCUGUUGGUUCUGUCUUCGAGUGGUUGUUUGGGUUUUUGCUACAUUCAGCGAGCUUAGUUUUCCUGGAGUCAGCCACAAUUCACAACCACUCAACAAGAUGUUGUGAAUUGUGCAGUUGUACGGUUUCAUUGACAACUUCGGUGGAGCUAGCAUCGGGUAGAGAUUGUCUGAUGUGAAAUGAUGCAGUUGGUUGAGACUAGGGGUGAGUUGUGUACAUCAACGAUCCCCUUGCAUGUUUUCGGUGAGUCCUUCACUAUACUGGUGUUGCUAUUUUUCACCCUUGCCGCGAUUCUUGUGGGAUAUCAUCUUGUG